AUGGAGACAUGCAGGAGCCUCCAUUAUUUGGUUGAAAAGCUCAUAAGGGCGGGACAUUUGAAGCAAUACCUUCGCUCAGAUGCCAGAGGUAGAGACGCUUCCCGAAAUCACAACUCUAGAACCCCCAGGGUUCCAGCCGCCCCCAAAGCCAUUAUAAACUAUAUCAACGGAGGCCCAUUAGACGAGGAAUACGACUCCAAACGGAAGAGACAAAGGCUGUUGCGGGCAGCAUCGGUGCGUGAGCGCGUCAACACCAUACGGCCUGGGAUAACUGGGGGGGGGGGCCCUCUGCCCAUAGAUGGGACAAUCAUUUUCCCACCAGUAGACCCCACACGGAUAUUGCAGCCGCACCGCGACGCCCUCAUCCUAUCCCUGGAGAUGGGAGACUUUGACAUGAGACGCAUCCUAGUUGACCCGGGCAGUUCGGCCGAUCUUGUGCAAACAUUGGUAAUUUGCCACAUGGGAUGCAAUCUCACAGGCCUCGAACACCCUAGGCGAAUCUUGUCCAGAUUCAACGGAGCGGCAACUACUUCCUUGGGAGAUAUUGUACUGCCGGUCCAAGCUGGCCCAGUCACUCUCAACGUGUAA
Molecule: messenger RNA, 588 nt
Organism: Vitis riparia (riverbank grape)
Lineage: Eukaryota; Viridiplantae; Streptophyta; Magnoliopsida; Vitales; Vitaceae
Exons: 1
Coding region: 1-588 (195 amino acids)
Source: RefSeq, a predicted model, not a curated record